This is a messenger RNA of Baudoinia panamericana UAMH 10762, 1860 nucleotides long. RefSeq lists its product as uncharacterized. The record is from RefSeq and is a predicted model, not a curated record. Gene Ontology annotation, biological process: transcription by RNA polymerase I. Bases 42 to 1805 code for a protein of 587 amino acids. The transcript has a single exon. NCBI's taxonomy places the organism in Eukaryota, Fungi, Ascomycota, Dothideomycetes, Mycosphaerellales, Teratosphaeriaceae.
GUCGCAUUCGCUGUGAGAUAAGAACAUGUCACUCUCUGAAUAUGGUGACUCCUAGUAGUAAACCAAAACCCCAGAAGAAAUCUGUGAAGCCGAAACAAGCCGUGGACAAAGCUGCGAAAGCUCCUGUAAGCCAGCAAUAUGUCGUGGACUCGGACGACGAGGAUGCAGCACCGGAAGACCGCAGUGUAAAGAAGGUCAACGUUCCGGUCAUUAAUACUGUCUCGAAGAAAGCACCGAAUGGAUUCAAGCACAAGAAGCCCGAAGCUGAGACUUCUGUCAAGUUCAAACACAACAAUCAUGAAGCUACUAAGUCUGAGCGCAAGAACGAGGUAUUACCGCCAAGGAAGCCUAACAAGGUGCCUGCUCCGGUCAAUGGUGUGAAGCGAUCCUCGCCCGAAGCAAAGCUUCCCACCGAUAGCUCUGAUGAGGAGAGCGAGGAGUCUGCGGAGGAUGAGCCUCCUGCCAAGCGGCCGAAGGUGGAGAGAGUGCCGAUGAAGCAGGACGUUGAAGGUGUAUCCGAGGAGGAUGCGGAAGACGAAGAUGACGAGGAGGACGAGGAUGACGAGGAUGACGAGGAUGACGAUCAAUCCGAAGAAGAGGGCGAGGCAUCCGCCAAAUCUACGAUUCAGACCAAAGCUGCGGUGACCGACACAUCCAAGCGCAUUGAUUCUGGCGAUGGUGACGGUGGGAACGCAGAGAUGGAAGAUGCGGAAGACGACGAAGGCGAGGACGAGGAGCUUGGAGAUGCUGUACAGGUAACGAACCGGUCUACGGCCGCUGCGGAAGAAGAACACCAAGUCCAGGACAAGCACAUAGCGGCGAAAGAGUUCAGACCUCCACCAGGCUACGUCAAGGUCGAUACCUCCAAACACAGCGCGACGCAGACAUUCUCCGACCUCAAUCUUUCAGGCAAACAGAUAUGGCACAUUAGCGCACCUUUUGAUCUACCUCUGUCCACGAUCACGGAGGUAGCAAUGGAUGCGAUCGAGUCAAGGAUGCCUGUGCUCAGUCACAAGGGUACAGACUACCUUCUCACCGAGGCGGCCAUAUCGUCAAACCACAGUACUGUUUUUACACCGGACUCGCAAGGCUUCAGACCUCUCGGUGUUCCGGUAGCAAGGUCACUCAGCAUUCAACAGAGCAUCUCACUACCAAACCUGAGCCUCAAACAAGCCAGCCAAAACACUGGCAGCUCCGCAGCCGGCAAUAUUGCUCGGGCGCCUGUCAGCACUGUACGCCCGCAGCCGAAGGGUCUACGAAUGCGAUAUCGGCCGCCUGGCUACGGUAUGGGCGACCCCGGCAGGAUAGGGUCUGGCUCGGACAGUGCGGAUGACGAGGAGGAGGAGGGCAAGUCUAAGGGUGCGGCGUCCAUUCAAUUCCCGAAAGCGCUGGGCGGUGCGCAGGAACAACAGACGCCGGCGACUGCGAAGCCCAAGAAGAAGCGGAAGAGCGAAACGAGAAAUCUGACAACGGCUUCAGGAGGGGCGGUGGAGCAGCGGACUCCCGCAACUCCGAUGCCUAAGAAAAGGCGGAAAAGUGACAUUGAAGAACCAAUCACUGACAGCCCGCUGGUCAACGGUACUACGCCCAAACCGAAGAGGGCUGCGAUUGAAGCAUCGCACCAGGGCGGCACCAGUGCUUCGGUUGCCGCAACUCCAGCGCAAAAGGUUGUGGCGCCGGAGGCAGCUGAACUUAGCAUGGCGGACAGGGUGACGCCGAAGAAGCUGAGCAAGGAGGAGAAGGCGAGACGGAGAGAAGAGAAGAGGUUAAGACAAGAUGCAGAUGUCAAGAUGAAGACAGCAUAGUAAAUAUCACUCUCUCCGUGUAUGUAGUAUGUUCGGAAGCACAGUUUCUCCGGUU